This is a messenger RNA of Thermothelomyces thermophilus ATCC 42464, 1522 nucleotides long. RefSeq names its product glycoside hydrolase, catalytic core. The record is from RefSeq and is a predicted model, not a curated record. Gene Ontology annotation, cellular component: fungal-type cell wall. Gene Ontology annotation, biological process: fungal-type cell wall polysaccharide metabolic process. The transcript is spliced from 2 exons. The coding region runs from base 1 to 987 and encodes 328 amino acids. NCBI's taxonomy places the organism in Eukaryota, Fungi, Ascomycota, Sordariomycetes, Sordariales, Chaetomiaceae.
AUGUUGCUGUGCCCAAGGGCUGUGACCGCUGCGCUGGCGACUGCGUCGGCUGCGUCGACGCUCAUCCUACCAGUGGCAGCAGCCUCUUCAAAGCGUGGUCUCGUCUUCACCCCGAACGUGACAGCCCCGGCCGAUGACAAGAUCUGGAUCGAGGAGCCGACCACCUUGACGUGGUACUACAACUACGGGCCCAAUCCCGAGUCCGUGUACCAAGAUGUGCCACAGUCCGAAUUCGAGUUUGUACCCAUGAUGUGGGGUGCCCCGGACAGUCUCGACGACACUUCAUUCCUAUCGACCGUGAAGAGCCUGAUCAAGAGCAAGGGCAUAAACAUCACUAACGUGCUCUCCUUCAACGAGCCCGACGGCUCUUUUGAAUACGGAGGGAGCCAGAUUGAGCCCUCCACAGCCGCGCAGCUCUGGGUCAACAACAUGAUCCCGCUCCAGGAGAUGGGCGUGCGCGUCGGGCUCCCGGCGUGCACCGGGGGGUCUAGUGGCCUUCCUUGGCUGCAGAAUUUCCUUGCCGAGUGCUCCGAGCUGAUCAGCUCGAAAGACAAGCAGCGGAACUGCACAUUUGACUUUGUAACGAUCCACUGGUACGGCAACUUUGAAGGCCUGGCGAGCCAUAUGGGGGAGUAUUCGGCCGCAUUCCCCAACAAGACCAUGUGGAUCACCGAAUUCAACCUGAACGACCGGGACCUGGAAGCCACCCAGUCGUUCUACAACAUGUCGACCGAGUACUUUGACCGCCUCGACUUUGUCGAGCGCUACUCGUAUUUUGGAGCCUUCCGCAGCAACGUGUCCAACAUUGGCCCCAACGGCGCCAUGCUGAGCGACAACGGCAGCCUUACCGACAUUGGCGCUUGGUACCUCGGCCGCCAGCCGACAGGCAUAUUGCCCACCAGCUCGUCAUCCCUGCAUUUGCCUCUUCCGCAGAAAGUCGUUGCAGUGUUCGCCGCUGUGGUUGCGGCUGCCAUUUCAUUAGCUUGAGAAACCUCAAAUCGUCGUCUGGUCGAAGCAACUUGAAGUCAGUUUGGCCCUUCGUCCAUCCUGCAGUGUCGCAUCCCACUUCAUCGGGCGAUCUCUUUCAAGAAGAGGGGAAAGGGCAGUCAAGAUCUGUAUUACGUAUUUGCUGGUUGGCUCUUGGAUAUGUCGGAUAAAGGACCUGGCCCUCUCAUUCCCAGCAUUCGAUGGGCGCCUCAUCUCAUCUGUUGUCUCUUGGGGACGAAAGUAGGAAAGUGGGAUGAUUCAUAGAGCAAAGAUCUAGACUGGCCUCGACGUGGGAUGGGACUACGGAGCCGCCAGUAGAGUUCAUAACUACGUCCCCAGGUACAAUGCGUUUGUUCGUCGCCGCGCUAAGAGCACUGGCACAAGAAGAAGGGAGGGGACGCUGGGCAUCGAUCAAGAUCCUCCGCGCCAUCCUCCAAGCUGGCACCAAAGAGAGCAAGACGGGGCAGUGUGGAAUGUGCUCACCGUUGGCAAAUGGGAAAUUGGGCCGGCGUGAAUACAUUAUCAGAUUUAGUCG